Lodderomyces orthopsilosis Co 90-125 is the source of this 1485-nucleotide messenger RNA. RefSeq lists its product as uncharacterized. Gene Ontology annotation, molecular function: A2-type glycerophospholipase activity. NCBI's taxonomy places the organism in Eukaryota, Fungi, Ascomycota, Pichiomycetes, Serinales, Debaryomycetaceae. The transcript has a single exon. Gene Ontology annotation, cellular component: mitochondrial inner membrane. The record is from RefSeq and is a predicted model, not a curated record. Gene Ontology annotation, biological process: cardiolipin acyl-chain remodeling. Bases 1 to 1485 code for a protein of 494 amino acids.
AUGAACAUACGAGGGGUGCGAUGGUUCUCCUUGAGAAAUGCUAGUAAAUAUGUGUUGCCGAAGGGGUACCAACCCCAAACGACUAUCAUCAAGACUGUGCUGUUUAAGGAGAGCUUGUCGAUAUGGUGGCAGUCAUUAUCGUCAAACAGACUAGAGACGUUGCAAGCAGAAUUGGUGGAAUUAAUGCUUCCAAAUGUAGAUGCAAAUUCACGUAUACAAAAGGGGGACAAGAAAGUGCCAAUUGGUGAUUCGGAGUAUAUAAACGAAGUACAGUUCAAGAUCAUCAACGGUGCAAGCCUACCAACAAAGCAUAUUGUUUUCAUUCAUGGAUAUGGUGCAUCGUUGGGUUGCUUUGCUCGGAACUUUCAACUCAUUGACAGAUUCAAAUCCAGCAAAAAGUACAACUACCACGUCCACUUCCUCGACAACAUCACAUUCGGACUAUCAUCUAAUCCAAAGAUUGACAAUGAGAAAAUUAGUUGGCGAAUACCACCAACUGCUAAGAUCAAACUAAUUGAUAAUGGACCAACUGAUCCCAAGAAAUUGUAUCGUAAGUAUUAUAAGCUCAUUGAAGGGUUUCAGUUAGACCCAGAUAACUUUGCUCAAUAUCAACAACAUUUCAAACCGAUUUUGCAAGACAUGGAGAAAUUCUACACUACAGCAAUUGACAAUUGGAGAGAGCUGUGGGGAAUUCCCAGGAUUGACUUUUUGGUAGGCCAUUCAUUUGGUGCAUACUGGAGUGCUUCAUACUCAUUGGUCAACCCGGACAAAGUAUCAAAUCUUAUCUUGUUGUCUCCAGUGGGUCUUGAACGUCAUGUAAUGGCGAUAACUAAUGAUGACAAAAUCACAUCUGACAUUGUCAAACCAGUUUUGGAUCCAACUUCGUACAAGUUUCUCAGUCGGUUUCCCAUUUUAACAAGGGAUCAUAUAUUGAACUGGUACUAUAAGAUCCCAUUUUUGCCUCGUGUGUUGCCCUUCUUAGGCCCAUGGGGUGUGCAAUUAUACUUUGGAAUGUGGUUAUCAAAACUAUCUAAAAUCAACAAGUUGAUACAAAAGCAUGGCGGACCAGAAUGGAUUUUUAAUAGUGUGAACGACUUGGUUUAUGGUACUCCUAAGGAGAUUAAGCUCAUUGUGGAGUAUCUAUACAAUUCAGUAUCUAAUGGAACCAACAGUGACAUUUAUGUGAAAUACUUAUUAACACCCGCCACAGUGAGCAAAUGGCCUUUGUACGACAAAUUCAUAACCAAGAUGAACAUGGACCCAGGAGCAUUCAAAUUCAACACGUUUCUAUUCUACGGACAAUACGAUUUUAUGAAUUCAGAAGCUGGACAGAAGCUCAUCGAUAGGUUGAGCAAGGAAUUGCCGGCUAGCAAAUUUAGAUAUGAUGAGAUUGCAGAAGGAGGACACAACUUGUACAUUGACAACCCAUUUGACACCAAUAGAAAGAUCUACGAGAUUGUAAUGGAAGAAGAGAACAAUAAGUAG